Messenger RNA from Nerophis lumbriciformis (worm pipefish), 3159 nucleotides. The record is from RefSeq and is a predicted model, not a curated record. NCBI's taxonomy places the organism in Eukaryota, Metazoa, Chordata, Actinopteri, Syngnathiformes, Syngnathidae.
AUGUUGGCGGUGACGCUCACGGCAGCGCUGGUCUAUCUCACGGCGCAAAACAGCGGCGCCAUGACCCUGGGAACGGCGUGCUGGGACGAGAGACGGACAAGGGUGGGCAGGAACGGCAGCUGUGCAGCUUUGCAGCCCUUCCUGAUCUUUGGCCAUGGUAAAGCCAUACACAGGAUGGACCUGGAUGGGAAGAACCACAGACGGCUGGUAUCUGGGGUGGCGUCAUCCAUGCUGCUAGAUUUCCAUUUUAGAGACGAAAGAAUUUACUGGGUGGACAAGCAUGCGGGAAUCAUCUACAAAUCGUCUGUGAGAGGCGCACACAAACAGAAACUGUACUCAUCUGACAAACACAUCUCGGGCCUCACUGUAGACUGGAUUUGGAACACCGUAUACUGGACGAGCAGGGAAAAGGGUAGAAUCAAGAGGAUGGAUACAAACGGGAAAAAUGAAAAGACUCUUGUUAGGCACUUGAAUCAGCCGAGUUCGAUUGUGAUCGACCCUACUAAAAGGUUUUUGUUUUGGCUAUCUGGUGGAAUGACCCCAAGCGUCCAGCGUUCGGAUGUGACAGGACACACACAAAUGACACUGAUUAAAACCUCACAACAGUUGAAGGCACUUUCUAUUGACCACGGAGACAAAAGACUAUUCUGGGUCCAGUUUGGUCUGCAAGGGGAAAGCGCCAUCGCCUCUUCGGACUAUAACGGAAAAGCCCUGCACAUCAUAGAUCAGCCCCUUCAGUCUGAUUUGCUGGGACUAGCGGUUUUCCUCGAGUACGUAUAUUAUACUGACGGCACAUCGCAAGCAAUAAAACAUGUCAACAAGUACACCGGUGGAGACGCUGUGGAUGUCAGUAUAAAGCAAAUGUCAAAAGUCCCGGUGGAUAUAAAAGUGGUUCAUCCUGACAUGCAGCCAAUGGCGGACUCACCACCCCUAGUUCCAGGAUGUGAUGAACAGAGCGGAAACUGUAUCAAUGUGUGCUCAAAACCAGCUGAGCAGGGAGUUUGUAAAUGCAACAAGGGCUUUGCUCUCAGUAAGCAAGGCUCCUAUUGUGAAGAUGUGAAUGAAUGCGCCCACUGGAAUCACGGAUGCUCGCUUGGCUGUGAAAACAUUCCAGGAUCUUAUUUCUGCACCUGCCCCAAAGGAUAUGCCCUUCUGUCGGACAAAAAAACAUGCAAAGAAAUCAUAGCCUGUGAAGGUAACGCCACCGAGUGUGGUCACGGUUGUCUGGCAACAGAGGAGGGUCCCGCAUGUGUUUGUCCAAAGGGCUCCGUUUUAAAGGAGGAUGGACAGGCCUGUACAGGCUGUGCCUCUGUAGACAGAGGGGGUUGCAGUCAGCUGUGCAUCCCGGUAUCCCCCACUAGGUGGCAAUGUGAUUGCCUGCCUGGUUAUCAUCUUCACCAUGACGGCAAGCGGUGCAUUGCCUCAGGACCACCACCAUAUCUGCUUGUUGCCAGUCUAGUGGGUGUACAGAGAAUCGAUAUUAAUGGCACUGAGGGUCAAACCCUCGUGGAAGAGCCCAGAGGAACUAUUGUAUCUUUGGACUAUGAUCCAAUGUUCAAUCAUGUUUACUUUGCAAGUACAUCCAAGAAAGCCAUCGAACGGGUCCAUGUGAAUGGUGGGUUCAGACAACUUCUCAUCAACAACGGUCCGGAUUCGAACAGCGCACUGACUGUCGAUUGGAUCCAUCGCAAGAUGUAUUGGACUGUUACGAGCCAGUCAACAGUGGUCAGCAGCACCUUGGAUGGAUUUAAUAUGACAACUGUAGCGAGCAGCGGACUUGACAAACCAACAUCCAUUGCAGUUCAUCCUCUGGAAAAGAAGUUGUUCUGGGCGGAUAUUGGAAGUCAACCUAAGGUGGAAAGCUGCUCUUUAGACGGAAAGGACCGAACAGUGAUCGCAAAUACCAACCUUGUGGCACCCGGUGGUUUGACGGUGGACUUCGCUGAUGGUCGCCUGUUCUGGUGUGACGAAACCAGGGUGGAGACCUGCUCUCUGGACGGUUCCGACAGAUGGGUCCUGCUAGAGAACCAUGUAGGACGGCCAUUUGACCUGGCUGUGUUUGAGGACAGGUUGUGGUUGGUGGACAGAGAUCACCGGCAGCUGAUGAGUGUGCACAAGCGGACUGGAAGGGAACUGCAAUACAUCCGUAGUGACUUGGUCCUCCCUGCUGCAGUUGUGGUGGUGCAUCCACUUGCUAAACCAGGGUUAAUGCUAUACAACAAGACAGUAAGUGUGACAACACUUCCAAACAAAAUAUUCAAUAAUGAAAACACACCGGCACCGCCCUCUAACAGAACAGAUGUGGACUCGGACAUUGAGGCAAGGAUGUUCACAGACAAGAUGGUAUCAGACCAGCAUGAGUGUUAUUCGGCUGGAUCAUGCGGUCCAAAUGCCAAGUGUCGCGUGAUUGCCGGCCAUCCAGUCUGUUCUUGUCUGGAGGGUUUUACUGGUGAUGGACAUUCGUGUGUGGAAAUGCGUAUCAUGCCACCGUUGGUGACAACCAGCCGCCCUGGAAACUCUGUGGAGAGUUGCCCCUCCACACAUGAGUCUUACUGCUUAUACCAGGGCGCCUGCUUCUACUUGCCUGAGGUGGAGUCCUACGCCUGCAAUUGCAUAGCUGGCUACAUGGGCGAGCGCUGUCAGUUCAGCGACUUGGAGUGGUGGGAACUUCAGCAGGCCGAGGUGGAGAAGCGGAGGAACUUAGUAGUGGCCACCUGCAUGGUACUAUUGGUCUGCCUGCUCUCUGUCAGCGCCUGUGUCGUCUACUGCUACAGAUCUAGAAGACUGUUGCCCAAGCAAACCUCGGCGGAUAAUGUGAGCGAGAUCAGUGUGGAAGCUGAGGGCGUGUUGGAGAAUGCAAAAGACGGUGCACCUCAGGUUUACACGGAAGUUGACAGCAAUCCCAAAGGAAGUGCCUUCCAGCCAACUCGCUGUCCGAGGAGAGCUGUAUGCCCAUCGUGCUCAUCAGAGACAGGGGACAACCAAUCUGAAGAGACGGGCGCAUGGUCCAAACACAACAAGGCGUAUGAGUGCUCCAUGAUGUCUACUGUUGCUAUGGAGUCCAAUCAGAAACCCCACCAAAACACGAGUCAGUCACUGGACACCAUCACUCCAACGGAACUCCCCUGUUUAGAGUCAACUGCCUCCUUCAGAGUUUGA